AUGGAUGGCCGCACAUCAAGAGCAGAAUCAGUGGCUUCGACAUCAAGGGCACUGCGAUCAUCGCCCCUCAAGCGCCAAGUCCGGGAUUUCGAGAUCGAUGGAGGAGAAGAGACCAACAUCAAUGUUGUCGUCCGAUGCAGAGGGCGCAACGACCGCGAAGUGCGCGAAAACAGCGGCGUCGUCGUGUCAACGAACGGAAUCAAGGGUUCGACUGUAGACUUGACCAUGGGGCCUAGUUCGGCCAGCAACAAGACAUAUCAAUUCGACAAGGUCUUUUCUCCCGCAGCCGAUCAGAGCAUGAUCUUCGACGAGGUCGUUUCGCCAAUUUUGAAUGAGGUCGUUGACGGCUUCAACUGCACAAUCUUUGCCUAUGGCCAAACCGGUACUGGCAAAACCUACACCAUGACUGGUGACAUCUCCAACGUCCUGCCACUCCCAGAUGCUGCGGGAAUAGUACCGCGUGUACUGCACGCUCUUUUCGAACGCCUCGAAGCUGAUGAGAUUGAGAACUCUGUAAAAUGCUCCUUUAUCGAGUUGUACAACGAAGAGCUGCGCGAUCUGCUAUCCCCCGACGAUGCCACAAAACUCAAAAUCUACGACGACAACAGCAAGAAGGGUUCCACCACUACCUUGGUGCAGGGCAUGGAGGAAUGCCAUCUCAAGACUGCGUCCGAGGGUAUCAAGCUCCUGGCCAAUGGAAGUCACAAGCGACAAGUCGCGGCGACAAAGUGCAACGACCUCAGUUCGCGAAGUCAUACUGUUUUUACCAUUACCGUGUAUAUCAAGCGAACAACAGAAGAUGGUCAGGAAUAUCUUAGCGCCGGAAAACUCAACUUGGUCGAUCUUGCUGGUAGUGAAAACAUCCAGCGCAGUGGAGCUGAGAACAAGCGUGCUGCAGAGGCUGGUCUCAUCAACAAGAGUUUGCUAACAUUGGGUCGCGUUAUCAACGCGCUGGUCGAGCGCAGCUCUCAUAUCCCCUACAGGGAGUCAAAGCUGACCCGUCUGCUGCAAGACUCACUAGGUGGACGAACAAAGACCUGCAUCAUUGCAACCCUGUCACCAGCUAAGAGCAAUCUCGAGGAAACUAUCUCCACCCUGGACUACGCCUUCCGCGCAAAGAACAUCCGGAACAAACCCCAGGUCAAUCAGCCAAUCAACAAGAAAACUCUGUUAAAAGAGUACACCAUGGAAAUCGAGAAGCUGAAGAGCGAGUUGAUAGCAACACGGCAACGAAAUGGUGUUUACCUUACCCAGGAAAACUACGAUGAGAUUACGACGGUAAGCGAGUCGAGACGCAUCCUUAGUGAGGAGCAGCGCGAACGACUUGAGACUAUGGAGGUCAAUCUCCGCACAAAGGUUGAAGACCUUUUCAAAUUGACAACCAAGUUCCAAACACUCAAAAAAGACAAUGAACAGACGCAAUUGGCGUUGGAUGGCACAAAGGGCAUCUUGGAGAAGACGGAGAUUGUUUUGAACCACACUCGUCAAAACCUGGACGAGGAAGUGGAACUACGCAAGGCGCACCAAAAGACGGAAGAAGAGCUGGCAGAAGUAGGACGAGACAUGAUGUCAACCUUGGGCAAGACAACAUCAGCAAUCGAUGGCUUGAGGUCGAAAAUCCGCCGAAAAUCCGAGCUCCAGUCACAAAACCGACGUAAUUGGAAUUCUUCGCAAACGCAGGUUGUAGACACCACUCGCCUAGUUGAAGACCGGAUCGAGGAGUUCCAACAUCAGCAAGAACAACUGAUGGAUGCCAUUUCGGAGCGUAUGCAGACAUUCGUCCGGGAUGAACUCGAGAAGCUGGGCGCUUCGCAGUCUUUCUUGCAAGAGAAGAUGGAAGCAUACCAAACAUCCGAGGCGGAGGUUAACGGACAGACUGCGCAAGCGCGCGAUCACAUGAACGAGGUCCUGGAGGAGAUCAAGACAUUGCGCGAGGAGGUGAAGACUAAGAUUGGCGCAGGCCUCGAUGAGCUUUCUGCUGCAGCAGAGACCAUUUCGGCAAACAUCAUCACAGAAUUGGAUGCUUUCCACACGCAAGUCCACUCAUCGUAUGCAAGUCUAGGGCGCGACUUCAAAACCACUUUCGACGAUUUGGUCAAAGAUUUGAACGAUCAGCAAGUCGAAAACGAGCGACUACACCAGCAGGUUGUAGAGGCCAACACAGCUUUGAUUGAGGCACACAAGGCGUCCGAGGGCCAGCUUGCGAAACUCGUAGAUGAAGAGAAACAAAAGUCUGCCGAGGACCGGCAAGAGCUGUUGGCACAAAUCACUGCGCUUAUGACUGCAAACGCAGAUGCACAAGAGAAGAGGCUGCAAGAAAGGCUCUCUGCUGUGCGUGGAGAAAUUACCGCUGCCAACACUGCGUUCGAAGCCAAGCAGGGCGCCUACACAGAAGGCGUCAACGCGUGGUCAGACAAAUCAAAAGACAUCUUGGCAGGUGUCUCAAAAUCGCGAGAGACUGUCAAGACCAAGAUCAAGUCUGACUUUGCUGCUGCAACCGAACAUUCCACCUCGAUCAAGGAGACCACCACAUCUGUUCAUGAAAGUACUGUCAAAACGGUCGAAGCCCAAAUGGCGCAUCUGGACACCCAGUUGCAAUCUUUGGACGACAUCGUUUCUCGUAUCCGUGAGCAGAACAAUGCUCACCACGCUGCGCAUACAACAUCGCUCGCUGCACUCUCUUCAACAGUAGGAGCCUCGUACUCCAGCAUAGGAGAACACUUGGCUUCUUCCUUUGAUCGCGUACAGUCCCUCGAGUCUGAAAUGUCAGAACACACAUCUGGUCUGAAGGAGACAUUGCCAUCGCUGUCUGCUGAAUCAGAUAUUCGCGCACCACUCCACGAGCUCCGUGAAACUGUCGCCAACCAAAAUCUCAUCGAGUACAACCCCACUGGCGAGACACCUCAGCGCGUAUCCUACAACAUCCCCUCGACCCUUCCUCGCACCGAAGCUCACGAAAACAUCAUUUCUCGUCUCCGCAAUCGUCCCACAUCGUCCGACAGCAACGUCCGCAGUCCAUCCAAGCAACCCAUCUUCAACGACGCCACAAACUCUCUCAGUCUCGCCUCCCCAACCAGCAUAUUCUCUCCCACCGCCACCAAGCUCGAGUUCCCCUUGAUCAGUGCGCAUGCCCACACGAUAUCACAUCUCCCUACUAGCGGAGGAGGCAACCCCUCUUCUCUGCGGGAGCUAGAUGUUAACGUGGUGGCGCAGGAAGCUCAUACGCAGCCUCUUCCCCAUCUCGCAUCCCAGUCUUCUUCCGACUCGCUGGCCAGCGGGCUGGUGCCGCCAAGCAAGAAUAAGCGUACAAGCAGUGAGGAAGUGAGUAAGCUGCCGAUGAAGAAGAUGAGGAAGACGGUGGGGAUUGCGGGGGAGAAGACAGAUCGGGAGAAUAUCACGAAUUUUGGGAAUAGCGUAGGCCCCGGGUUGGCGGCUGGAAGGAAACUUCGGAGUCAUGGGAGUAAUGCCUAG
This is a messenger RNA of Bipolaris oryzae ATCC 44560, 3471 nucleotides long. RefSeq lists its product as uncharacterized. Gene Ontology annotation, cellular component: nucleus; spindle microtubule. Gene Ontology annotation, molecular function: microtubule binding; plus-end-directed microtubule motor activity; ATP binding. Lineage: Eukaryota; Fungi; Ascomycota; Dothideomycetes; Pleosporales; Pleosporaceae. Gene Ontology annotation, biological process: mitotic spindle assembly; microtubule-based movement. Bases 1 to 3471 code for a protein of 1156 amino acids. The transcript has 3 exons. The record is from RefSeq and is a predicted model, not a curated record.